Molecule: messenger RNA, 1452 nt
Organism: Danaus chrysippus (African queen)
Lineage: Eukaryota; Metazoa; Arthropoda; Insecta; Lepidoptera; Nymphalidae
Source: the annotation of a GenBank genome assembly
AUGAGUGAUCAUGGAAUAAGAUUUGGUAAACCUCGACUGCAGAUAGAAUCCUAUUACGAUAAUAGAAUGCCUUUUCUUUUCUUCUGGAUCCCCAAUGAAUUUAGAAUAAGAUAUCCGGAAAAACUGAAAGGAUUAUUGAUCAAUCAGUUCAGAUUGAUAACGCCUUACGAUUUGUUCGCCACUCUUCAAGAGAUAAAUAACUUAGCUAACAUUAAUUUACUUAUAAACCGAGACAACAUAAGAGGCAAUUACGAUAAUGGAAUAGAAAGACAAAGCAUGUUUAAAAUUGUAGGGUACAACACGUUUCCAAAUAUGAUGGCUCUACUCACUGGAAAGAAUAUGUCAACGGUAUAUAAAACAUGUUCUUCAGGUAUGGACCAUUGUAAUGAUAUGAUAAUAUGGUCAGAUUUUAAAAAAGCUGGCUACAUAACUGCUACUGGAGAAGACAAUUUACGACUACCUGACACAUUUUCAAAAUACGGCUACGUGUCUGCGCCUACAGAUCACUACUUGAGACCGCUCUUUCUGACGGGGGAAGAUACAAUUGGAAACCUUGUUUGUACUGAAAAACUAUCGUCAGUUAAGCAUAUUCUAGAUUAUGCCAUAGACUUCGUUAAUUCUUAUAGCAAUCAAAAAUCUUUUGGAAUGUUUUGGACUAACUCAUACAGCCACAAUUUAAAUAAUAUCCCAUCUCUGAUAGAUCAAGAUUUAGUGAGUUCCUUCCAAAAAAUGUACAAAUCUGAGAGUUUGAGAAAUACUUUUAUAUUUUUUCUAAGUGAUCAUGGCAUACGAUAUGGUAAGUCAAGAAUUCCAUAUGAAUCGUAUUAUGAAGAACGGUUGCCAAUGUUAUUCUUACGAGUUCCUGAGGAAUUCAGAAAAAAAUAUGUGAAAGAAUAUAUGAAUAUGCAAAUUAAUCAGAAAAGAAUGGUAACAGCAUACGACUUGUAUCUUACAUUUUGGAAUAUUCUUGAAAACUCUACCACUAGUGACAUAAUAGAUACUUGCCGAAGCUGUUUAAGUAUAUUCAAUGAAAUUUCCCCACAUCGAACUUGCGCUGAUGCUGGUGUUCAUGAUAAAUGGUGCACUUGCCACAAAUUAAAUUCAAUAAAUAAAAGUGACUCUGACGUAACGCGUUGCAUAAAAUUAACUGAGGAAUAUCUACAAAAUGUAAUAAAAGGAAUCAAAACUAUAGAUUGCAAUAAAUGCGAAAGUUUAAAAAUAAAAUCAGUCCUAAGAACACAUACGUAUAAUGAUGAAAUAAGGAACAAUACUUUUUUUGUGGUGGCAUUUACUACUACUCCUGGUGAUGUGGGAUACGAAGCGGUAAUUCUGAAACAUAAAAAUGAAUUCACAGUGUUCCCGAUUGAAACUAUAACAGCCUACAAUACUAGAGGUAGUUGUGUUAAAAACCCUAACGAUAGAGCAUUCUGUGUAUGUAAGACAAGUUGUUGA